AUGUGCCGCUUCCUCAUCUACUCCGGCCAAAGCCCCGUCCUGCUCUCCCACCUCAUCACCUCGCCCACCCACUCCAUCCUCACCCAGUCCUACGACUCACGCCUUCGACUCGACACCACACGACCUCACAAUGGCGAUGGCUUCGGAGUCGGCUACUACACCACUCUUCCCCAUCCAACACGCCGACCGUCGAUAACCAGCAACAGUACCGCAACCACAGGCCUUUAUCAGCUCUCCUCGAGACAGGACGAUGUGCUGGACCUCGGCCCAGAACCAUGUAUCUUCACCAGUACCAUCCCAGCCUGGAAUUGUCGGAACUUGGAACGAUUGGCAUCCAAAACCGUCAGUCCAUUGGUCUUCGCCCAUGUCAGAGCAAGCACCGAAGGCGCAUUAAGCGAUAGCAACUGCCACCCAUUCGCGAGAGGCGCCUUGAUGUGGAUGCACAAUGGUGGCAUUGGGGCUUGGAAGUUAGGCCUGAAGAAGCGUCUGGUCAUGGACGUCAAUGAUCGUUGGUUCGAAAGUGUCCAAGGCUCGACGGAUUCGGAGUGGGCAUUCGCAUUAUUCCUUGAUACCCUGGAGAAGUAUGGAGGUGUUGAUCCAGAUGAUGCCUCAAAGCAAAGAGAUGGUUUCGGUCAUACUGUGCUGAGGAAAGCAAUGCUCAAGACCAUCGAGAGGAUCAACGGCUUCAUCAAGUCGCUACCAGAAGACGUGAGAGAAGGCAACGAUGUCCGAAGUCUCCUGAAUUUCGCCAUUACAGACGGCAAGAGUGUAGUGUGUACUCGCUAUGUCAGCUCGAAAACUGACGAAGCAGCUUCCCUUUUCUUCAGCAGCGGCACCAAUUGGAGGGAACAGCCCUCCACAGUCCCCGCCGGCCAAAGCAAGAUUGGCAAAGGAGAGUACAAGAUGGAGAGGAGAGACAGAGGCGCGGAUAUCGUUCUCGUUGCCUCCGAGCCACUGACCUUCGAACGCGACAAUUGGGUGACGGUGCCUACGAACAGUGUCCUGACGAUCCACAAUCAAAACGUCCUGAUCCAUCCCAUCCUAGACGAAUUCUACAACUCGACAAGCACAUUUGUCAGGAGUGAUGCAUUUGCUGCAGACAAAGGUCAGACAACGGGCGACGGGCUGAACAGUCCAAAAAUGGUUCAAAAGAGAGGGAGCGUGCAUGGUUUUGCUGAGAACCGUGCCUCCGGCAUCGCUGUUGGAGCCGCUGUCUGA
Pseudocercospora fijiensis CIRAD86 is the source of this 1218-nucleotide messenger RNA. RefSeq lists its product as uncharacterized. Bases 1 to 1218 code for a protein of 405 amino acids. The transcript has a single exon. The record is from RefSeq and is a predicted model, not a curated record. Lineage: Eukaryota; Fungi; Ascomycota; Dothideomycetes; Mycosphaerellales; Mycosphaerellaceae.